This is a messenger RNA of Venustampulla echinocandica, 2223 nucleotides long. RefSeq names its product Zn2 DNA-binding protein. The coding region runs from base 1 to 2223 and encodes 740 amino acids. NCBI's taxonomy places the organism in Eukaryota, Fungi, Ascomycota, Leotiomycetes, Helotiales, Pleuroascaceae. The record is from RefSeq and is a predicted model, not a curated record. The transcript has 3 exons. Gene Ontology annotation, cellular component: nucleus. Gene Ontology annotation, biological process: DNA-templated transcription. Gene Ontology annotation, molecular function: zinc ion binding; DNA-binding transcription factor activity, RNA polymerase II-specific; DNA binding.
AUGGAUUCACAUCCGCACGCUCAUCCCAUUCCCCAUCCUCAUCAGCACCCCCCGCCGCCGCCGCCGCCGCAGCAGCAGCAUCCUCACUCCCAUAAUUUUGCGCUGCCCUCCGUGUCUCCCACCGAUUACUUCCACAGCCUCGAGUUGACGCCGGCUAUACAGCAUGGCCCUCGAUCGUACAAGUCGCGGAAGUAUCGCCCGUGCGACUUCUGCCGCGCGAGACAAGUCGCAUGCAAGAUCGAUCUCACCCCGCCGUGCCAGCUGUGCUCGUCUCACGGCCGACAGUGUACCUUCGUGGAGCGGCCAAAGAAGAAAAGGAGGCCAAAUGCCUCCAACAGUGGCUCGACUAGUAGUGCGUCAGGCCUAACUCUCGCAGCGUCAGCAGCCCAGGGACAGCACUUCGACGUCGGCGUCAGCCAAUUGAGCCCAGCCUUCAUCGCACAGUAUAGCCAGCAAGAUGGCUCCUUCAAUGCCUUUAAUAAUGGCGCCCUGCCGCUCGAUUCGCAGUCCUCGCCGACCCAGCUGCAGGCGACUCAAGAUGGCUCUCCUAUAUAUACCAUGGACCCAUACCUGCAGAUGAUUCCUGGUGGAGUGCGCACACGACCACUGGACUCACAAUCGACGAGAUCCGCGCGACUGAUCGGCGAGACUGGAGAGUCAAACCCGUACCUCUUGCGCCAUUACACAUACGAUGAAAAUGAUGAAUGCACGACAUCAAAGUUGACCUACCGGCGCAUCACGAGUGCCGCAAGCCAAGACUCACAAUCGGGGGAGAAGGGACAACCCCCGGUGGUGUUCAUGCUGGCGGAUGACAGUCUGGCUCAAAAAGGUGAGCCUCGAGUCGAAGAUGAGGUGCUUGCACAGGCCCGUUCCGAAGUUGCGAGCAUGAUUUCGGAGCAGGAAGCGUUGCGAUUACUCAACCUCUUUUUCCGAUUUGUAUACCCCUAUUUCCCUAUUCUUUGUAAAAGCGAGAUAUACCCAAACGGAACCUUGUCCCCAGUGGCACUCAAUAUUCUACCUCUAUCCUUAUUAUGCGCCAUAUAUGCCACGGCAUUGCAUAUGCCUUUUGUGCUACAUGAUGAUGUUCUUGCCACCACUAUGGUUCACGAUCAACCUCCUGCUCAGAAAUUAUAUCGCAUAUCAUGGCUUGCUGUUACACAAGAACUUCAUACACCUAGACUCGCCACGCUACAAGCAUGUCUGCUAUUGCUCCAACGAGCCCCCACAAAUAGGUACACCACGGAUACACCCUGGAAGACGAGUCUGGUAGGAUGGACUGUCAGUCUUGCUCAGAGCCUCGGGCUCACAAGAGAGUGUAGCGAUUGGACGAGCAUACCUCCCUGGGAAACAGCCCUUCGCAAACGUCUGUGGUACGGGGUUUUGGUUAUGGACAAGUGGGCAUCCCUCGGAGCGGGAAUGCCCAGCCAUAUACGAACCGAUGACUUUGACGUUCUCCCCCUUUCCGAUUCCGAUCUCGAACCCCCUUCACUUGACCCUAACUCAAAUUCGAUCCCUAGUUACUUGGAGCCAGAAGCUGAUGCCAUCCACUUCCGCUUGCUGUCGGAGCUAACUAUGAUCUUGAGCGAUAUCAUGGAUUCAUAUUACUCCCUUCGUGCUACUCAGCGAACAUCUCGAGACUUCCAUCGCUCGCUCGAGCUGGCAACCCCUCUACGUUCGCGGUUAAGAGCCUGGAAUGAAUCCUUACCCCCAGCAUUAUCUCCUCGAUCAUCAGUGCCCGUUGAUCCUCGGGGAAUGGUCCAUCUCAGUGCGAACCCUUCUCUCACGUUAGCCUACAUUGUAGCGACGAUGACCCUCUUCCGCGCUCUACUUCGACCGCUGGACAACUUGACGGAUGCCGAGGAGGCGGAUCAAGCCAUCGUAGCAAGCCGCCAGGCAGUACGAUCAUGGGCCAGAGAGUGCGCCAAUGAGGUCGUAGAAUUCGUAGAGAAUCUAGGACGAGGGGCCUUGGAUUCAUUUUGGCAUUCAUGGUCACGUGCCAAUUUUGCCAUUGCCUCCUCUUUCCUAAUGCAACUCCUCUUGACGGCGGAAAGCGAGGCAGAGUCCAACGACAUCCACCAUCUCGUUACGCGCUGGAGAUGUGCCAUGCGGGUUGGCAGCGGCAGUACAGCUAAUGGGCUGAUGAGCUUGGGGUUAUUGAGGUUGGACGGGCUAUUAAACGGGACGGUGAAGCAGCAGCAUCAACACCCGUCACAGAGUGGUUAA